Messenger RNA from Lutzomyia longipalpis, 488 nucleotides. Its product is annotated as mitochondrial translation release factor in rescue. Gene Ontology annotation, biological process: translational termination. The transcript has a single exon. Bases 1 to 423 code for a protein of 140 amino acids. Lineage: Eukaryota; Metazoa; Arthropoda; Insecta; Diptera; Psychodidae. The record is from RefSeq and is a predicted model, not a curated record. Gene Ontology annotation, cellular component: mitochondrion. Gene Ontology annotation, molecular function: translation release factor activity.
AUGCUCCGCUCCUUGAUCUUCCGGUUUUCCCCAAAAAGCGUACUGAAUGUAAGAAUCGCCAGCAAAUCCACCAUUGAUUACUCCCGUGUUCCCCAACUUCUGGAUGAAGAUUUGGAAGAAACAUUCGUCCGGGGGAGUGGACCAGGUGGUCAGGCUGUCAAUAAGACCUCCAACUGCUGCGUUCUACGUCACAAACCGACGGGAAUUGUAGUAAAAUGCCACAUUCAUCGCUCUGCUACCCAAAAUAGCAAAGAAGCAAGAGCAAUCCUCACCCGUAGACUUGAUAAUUUCAUCAAUGGAGAAUUAUCAGUGGAAAAUCAGGAAAAGAUGCAGGAGAAGCAAAAAACUAUAGAAGCAGAUCGUCGUAGGAGGAAGCUGCAGGAUCUCAAAAGACAAUGGAAGGAGCGAGAACAGCCGGAUUAGCGUAAGCCAAUAAAACGUUUUUCUUUUAUUUUACCAUGAACUAAAAUCACCAAAUUCGUAGGAAA